AUGGGCAAGUCGGGUUUGCUAAUGUUUCCACAAAAACGUCGUUGGUUUACAAUAGUUCUCGUCGUUCUUUUACUUAUUACUUCUAUUACGUUUAUUCAUAAUGAUAUCGAUUUAAAUCUACUUUUUUACACUUCUAAGAAUUUGAAAAUAUUACCUAACGUAAUCGGGACAAUUUCCUUCGAAGAAAAACGACAGACAGUCAAAGUCUGUUGCCUCGUUCUAACAACACCCAGUAAUUUUCUAACUCGGGCAAAAGCCGUCAAUGAAACGUGGGGAAAACGAUGCGAUGGACUCUACUUCAUAACGGAAAUGGAAAAGAAGUCAAUGUCUACUUAUGAUUUACCAAUAGCACCAAUUCCAAAUAUAAUAAGUGGCUAUUGGCAUUUAACUCUGAAAUCACGAUUAGCCUUUAUAUACGCGUAUGAAAAUCUCUACUCAAAAUAUGACUGGUUCAUAAAAGCUGAUGAUGAUACGUACAUUAUCGUCGAACAUCUCAAAGAUUUUUUAUAUGAACAAAAUGCAUCUCAACCUAUUACAUUUGGCUACAAUUUUAAAGUACUUGUUAAACAAGGAUAUCAUAGUGGUGGAGCAUCGUAUGUCCUCAGUAAGGAAUCACUCAAGCGAUUUUUUGAAGAAACCAGAAAAUCGAAUAGUGUUUGUAAAGUAGAUGGAGGAUCAGAAGAUGUAGAAAUCGCCGCUUGUCUACGAUUACAAGGCGUCUAUCCUGGUGAUGCGUUAGACAAAGAGAACAAAGAAUUAUUUCAUCCACUAAAUUUUAUAGCUCAUUUUGCAGGAAAAUUUCCCGAAUGGAUGUUCAGUUAUGCAAAAUAUCCACUACAAAGCAUGACACAUUUACUCUUACGAAUUAUCCCAGAAGUUGAAAUGUGA
Molecule: messenger RNA, 888 nt
Organism: Didymodactylos carnosus
Lineage: Eukaryota; Metazoa; Rotifera; Eurotatoria; Philodinida; Philodinidae
Source: the annotation of a GenBank genome assembly